Messenger RNA from Amorphotheca resinae ATCC 22711, 1122 nucleotides. RefSeq lists its product as hypothetical. Lineage: Eukaryota; Fungi; Ascomycota; Leotiomycetes; Helotiales; Amorphothecaceae. Gene Ontology annotation, molecular function: NADPH dehydrogenase activity; FMN binding. The transcript has a single exon. The record is from RefSeq and is a predicted model, not a curated record. Bases 1 to 1122 code for a protein of 373 amino acids.
AUGGCCAGCGAAAGCAAGCUCUUCCAGCCCCUGCGUGUCGGCAGUUUCGAGGUCCAAAACCGCAUUGUCCUCGCUCCUCUGACCCGCUUCCGCGCCGAUGCCUCUCACGUUCCCCUCCCUUUCGUCUCCGACUACUACUCGCAGCGCGGUUCCUCUCCCAGCACUCUGCUGAUCAGCGAAGGCACCUUCAUCUCGCCGCAGGCCGGCAGCUACGCCCAUGCCCCUGGCAUCUACAGCCCGGCGCAGAUUGCUCAGUGGAAGAAGAUCACCGACGACGUCCAUUCCAAGGGCUCGUUUAUCUUCUGUCAGUUGUGGGGUCUGGGCAGAACGACGGACCCCGCUGUCCUGAAGGAGGAGCUGGGGGACAAGGCGAGGGUCCUGAGCGCGAGCAAUAUCCCCUUCGAGGGCGGUGCUACGCCGACUGCCAUGACCGAGGAGGAGAUCUGGGAGUUCAUUGGAUACUACAAGCAGGCGGCGAAGAACGCCAUCGAGGCUGGCUUCGAUGGAGUUGAGAUCCACAGCGCCAAUGGCUACUUGAUCGACCAGUUCCUGCAGGAUGUUAGCAACCAGAGGACCGAUGCCUGGGGAGGCAGCGUCGAGAAGAGAGCGAGAUUCGGUCUGGAGAUUGCCAAGGCCAUCGUCGAGGCGAUCGGUGCCGAUAAGGUGGGCAUCCGCGUGAGUCCAUUCUCCGACUUCCAGGGAAUGAAGAUGAAGGACCCCGUGCCCCAAUUCAGCUACUAUGCGGAAGAACUGAAGAAGCUGAAACUGGCAUACUUCCACGUCGUUGAAGCGAGAGUCAGCGCAAACGCCGACGUCGAAGGUCCUGUAACCGAGAGUAUCGACUUCCUGAUCGAUAUCUGGGGAAAGACGAGCCCGGUCAUCGUUGCUGGUGGCUUCGUCACGGAGACAGCUUACAAGGCAGUGGAUGAGAAAUACAAAGACAAGGACAUCUUGAUCGCCUUUGGGAGAUACUUCAUCGCGAACCCAGAUCUGGUGUUCCGGAUUAAGAACCGCAUCCCAUUCACGCCGUAUAACCGGGACCUCUUCUACAACAAGACUGAGGAGAAGGGAUACACGACCUGGGAGUUCAGCAAGGAGUGGGAGGCGCAGGCAAAGUUGUAG